AUGAUUGUUAAUCAAAAAAUUGGGCUAGUUGGUCUUCUUGAGACAAGAGUUAAGGCCCGGAAUCUUGGGGCCUUAUAUGUUCGAAUGCUUUCGGGGUGGUGUUUUACUUCUAAUAGUGCGUGGCAUGAUGGAGGAAGAAUUAUAGUAAGCUGGAAUCCUCUAAGCUUUACUGUGAAUAUUUUGAAAUGCUCAAGUCAAUUGAUUCACCUCUUUGUUGAAUCUGUGGGUAACAAGGCAAGUUUCUAUGUUACAUUUUUAUAUGGUUUCAAUGAUGAGGAAGGUAGGAGAGGCCUUUGGAGAGAUCUUCAGGAGCUUUCUGUUAUGGAUUCUUGGAUUGUCCUGGGUGAUUUUAAUGACAUUCUCAGUAAAGAAGAGAGAAUUGGCAAUCGGGUAAGAUUCAAAUCUUCUUUGGAUUUUAUCAAUUGUGUUGGAGCUUGUCAACUUGAAGAUGUUAAGUAUAGUGGAAACUUCUUCACUUGGAGCAAUAAGCAGCAAGGAGAAGAGAGGAUAUACUCAAAGAUAGAUAGAGUUUUGGCAAAUCAGAAAUGGUUGGAUUCGUUUCCUAACGCUGAAGUAUUUUUUCAGAAUGAGGGACUUUUUGAUCACACGCCUGCCAUUCUUACUGUGUAUGAUGUGGUUUUGAGUGGGAAGAAACCUUUUAGAUAUUUUAGGAUGUGGUCUUCUCAUCCUAAAAGUUCUGAAAUGGUUACCAAAACAUGGCAGCAGCAGGUUAAAGGGACUAAAAUGUAUCAGCUAGUGACUAAUCUUAAGAGCCUCAAAUCGAUCUUUAAAGAAAUUAAUCAGCUAGGUUUUUCAGACUUGCAUUCUGCUGUAAUUAAAGCCAGAGAACACCUGGAUAUUUGUCAAGAUGCAAUGCACAGUGAUCCUAUGAACCAGGCAAUGCAGCAACAGGAGCUGGAAGCAAGGAAUUCCUAUGCUAAAGUUCAUAAUGCAUACCAUUCUUUCCUCCAACAAAAGGCUAAACUGGCUUGGGUUAAAGAUGGUGAUGAUAAUUCAGCAUUAUUCCAUAGAAGCAUUCGUGAAAGAAGGGCCCAAAACAGAGUGUUGUCUAUCACUAAUGCCAAUGGAAUUCGGGUAGAUGAUCCACAACAACUUACUGAUGCUUUCUUGGAGUUUUACAAGAGUCUACUGGGCUGUAAAUUAGAAAGAAGGAAGUCUGUUUUGGCUGUUGUUAUUAAUACUGGGCCAGUGGUUUCGAGUUAUCAAGCCGAUAUGCUCCUAGCUGAUUUUUCAUUUGAAGAAGUUAAGAAAGCCAUCUUUGACAUCCCUGGCCUCAAAGUCCCUGGUCUGGAUGGCUAUAGCAGCUAUUUCUUUUAG
Humulus lupulus (European hop) is the source of this 1338-nucleotide messenger RNA. RefSeq lists its product as uncharacterized. Bases 1 to 1338 code for a protein of 445 amino acids. NCBI's taxonomy places the organism in Eukaryota, Viridiplantae, Streptophyta, Magnoliopsida, Rosales, Cannabaceae. The transcript has a single exon. The record is from RefSeq and is a predicted model, not a curated record.